CUCAUUCUUCCAAGUUUCCAAUCCCAAAGGAAGAACCUUUGAACAAAGAACGCAUACCGGUAGUGGUAGACUUGCUUGAUUUGAAGCUCAAUAUUCAAAUAUGGAGACCAGUGUUGCAUGCUAUGCCAGGGGAGCCUUCCCAGUGCGGGAUAAUGUUUCAUCUCAGCAUUCAAGCUCUCUUUUCUCUCCUGCUUCCAUCUCUCCAUCCUUCAAUUCCAAGGUGUUGAGAACAAGCUCUCUAUUUGGGGAAUCAUUGCGGUUGGUGCCAAAGUCAUCCCUAAAAGUUUUGAAGACAAAGAACAAUUCAAUUGUUCCCAAAUGUGCAAUUGGUGAUAGCUUGGAAGAAUUCUUAACAAAGGCAACCCCAGAUAAGAAAUUGAUCACGUUGUUGAUAUCAAUGGGGGAAGCAUUGAGGACCAUUGGAUUUAAAGUGAGGACAGCAUCUUGUGGAGGAACAGCAUGUGUGAAUUCUUUUGGAGAUGAGCAGCUUGCUGUGGAUAUGCUUGCUGAUAAGCUUCUUUUUGAGGCCUUAACUUACUCACAUGUCUGCAAAUAUGCUUGUUCUGAAGAAGUUCCUGAGCUCCAAGACAUGGGAGGCCCAGCUGAAGGUGGAUUCAGUGUUGCUUUUGAUCCAUUGGAUGGAUCCAGCAUCGUUGACACGAACUUCACAGUGGGGACAAUUUUCGGGGUGUGGCCAGGAGAUAAGUUAACUGGGAUAACAGGAAGAGAUCAAGUUGCUGCAGCCAUGGGAAUUUAUGGGCCUCGAACGACAUAUGUUCUUGCUAUUAAAGGCUUCCCCGGCACCCACGAGUUCCUUCUUCUCGAUGAAGGAAAAUGGCAACAUGUGAAAGAGACCACAGAAAUUGGUGAAGGAAAGCUCUUCUCUCCUGGAAACCUGAGAGCUACGUUUGACAACCCUGACUACAGCAAGUUGAUUGACUACUAUGUGAAAGAGAAGUACACAUUGAGAUAUACCGGAGGAAUGGUUCCGGAUGUUAACCAGAUUAUUGUAAAGGAGAAGGGUGUCUUCACUAAUGUGAUAUCCCCAACCACCAAGGCUAAGCUAAGACUGUUGUUUGAGGUUGCUCCAUUAGGGUUGUUGGUUGAGAAUGCUGGAGGGUUCAGCAGUGACGGGCACCAGUCUGUGCUCGAUAAGGUAAUCGUUAACCUUGAUGAUCGGACUCAGGUUGCUUAUGGAUCCAAGAACGAGAUUAUCCGUUUCGAAGAAACUCUGUAUGGAUCCUCCAGGCUCAAGGGAGCAGUGCCUGUUGGAGCUGCUGCUUAGUGACAAACUUUCACAUUGUUCAUUAUUUCAACUUUUGUUUUUUAUGUUCUUUUUUGUUGGGAAAAAAAUGAAGCUAUAUAUAUCUCAACUAGUAAUUGUAAAAUUAGAGACACCAGGUUGAAUUUGUAUUGAGAAGUAAGAUGAUACAUUUUUCUUCACCCUUUGAGUGAAUGCUAAAAGAAAUACAACUCUAAAGAAAAA
Molecule: messenger RNA, 1486 nt
Organism: Pyrus x bretschneideri (Chinese white pear)
Lineage: Eukaryota; Viridiplantae; Streptophyta; Magnoliopsida; Rosales; Rosaceae
Product: sedoheptulose-1,7-bisphosphatase, chloroplastic
Exons: 8
Coding region: 101-1285 (394 amino acids)
Biological process (GO): fructose 1,6-bisphosphate metabolic process; fructose 6-phosphate metabolic process; sucrose biosynthetic process
Cellular component (GO): cytoplasm
Molecular function (GO): fructose 1,6-bisphosphate 1-phosphatase activity
Source: RefSeq, a predicted model, not a curated record